UCGCCCGGCCCGCUGCUGCCACCGCGCUUCUACCCGCGCUACGUACUGCCCCUCGCCUUCGGCAAGUACUUCGCGUCCGUGUCGGCGCACGUCAGCAUCUGGAAGGUGCCAGUGUCCUACGCACACACCGUCAAGGCCACCAUGCCCAUCUGGGUGGUCCUCCUCUCCCGGAUCAUCAUGAAAGAGAAGCAGAGCACAAAGGUGUACUUGUCACUCAUCCCCAUCAUCAGCGGCGUCCUGCUGGCCACUGUCACCGAGUUGUCGUUUGACAUGUGGGGGCUCAUCAGUGCUCUUGCUGCCACGCUGUGCUUCUCGCUUCAGAAUAUUUUCUCCAAAAAGGUAUUGAGAGACUCACGGAUCCACCAUCUGAGGCUACUGAACAUCUUGGGCUGCCAUGCCAUCUUCUUCAUGAUCCCCACAUGGGUCCUGGUGGACCUCUCGGCUUUCCUGGUCAGCAGUGACCUGACCUAUGUGUCCCAGUGGCCCUGGACGCUCCUGCUUCUGGCUGUCAGUGGCUUCUGUAACUUUGCCCAGAACGUCAUUGCCUUCAGCAUCCUCAACCUCAUCAGCCCUCUGAGCUACUCAGUCGCCAACGCCACCAAGAGAAUAAUGGUCAUCACAGUGUCCCUGAUCAUGUUGCGGAACCCGGUCACCAGCACCAACGUCCUGGGUAUGAUGACGGCUAUCCUGGGGGUCUUCCUGUACAACAAGACCAAGUAUGAUGCAAAUCAGCAAGCACAGAAGCACCUCCUCCCCAUCACGACAGGGGAUCUGAGCAGCAAGGAGCACCACCGGAGCCCCCUGAAGAAGCCCCACAACGGUGUCCUCUUCCCCCAGCAUGGGGACUAUCAGUAUGGCCGCAACAACACCUUAACAGACCACUUCCAGUACAGCCGGCAGAGCUACCCAAACUCAUACAGUUUGAACCGCUAUGAUGUGUAGAGCCUAGAGGAUAGGGUGGGUCGUUCUGCAGCUUCCCCCAAACCCACCCAUCCCCAGCACUACCAGAAACUUCUGACAACCAGUGAAUGUAAGCCCAGCUGAGGGUAUGGUGCACAACUAUCAGAAGACCCUGGGGUUCCCAGCCUCCCAGGGCAGCAGGAUGCCCUCCCUGCAAUGAGGACCACCACCCUUGAGCUCUGGUGUUCCAUGCCCUUUCUUCCUGGAGUUUGUCAUCUGAGGGCAGUGGCACUAUGAAGAUCUUGGCCGGGUGUUACCUUUCUGUGUAGACUUAAUCCCCAAGUCAUGUAUUUCACAGUUCUUGUUCUGCUUCUCAGAUAGCAUUUCCAGAUAAUCCUCUGGAAAGGCGGAAUCGUUGUGGAUAUAGACCCUGGAAUGGGCAAGGAGAUGGACUCAGUUUCCCCGUCAGCCCAUGGCUAUUUGCAAUUGCUGGCAAACGCUCUCAAAUGAACAGCCAUUGUGUUUAGCAUUGAAUUCUUGGAGGCUGAUUCUUUAACCUACAAGUCAGAGUUGUGUGUUGGGAUCCAGAGGAAACAGCAGAGCAGGGCAUUGCUCCUCUUAAAGCGGUAAGGAGGAGGAGACUGCGGGGCUGGGAGAAGGAUCACUAGGAAAUCAUGCUAAGUGUUUAAAGCUCUGUUUCUGACUCUUUUGUCUCUUCUGGUGGGUCUUCACUGCUGUGACGGCUUAGCAGGAUGUCUGGGAGAUGUUGAUUUCAUGACGAUCUCUCAUUUUUGUGGGAAUGUUUUGGAGUUGUAUUUACGUCUUGGUCCCCAGAAGGGGAUGCAUAAGGACUGGCUUAUUGAUUGAAAACCCUUUUGCUUUUAAAUGUUUAAAAACUAGAAAAGUUCCCCUGCUGAUGCCUGUCUGAUACAUAUCAGCAUUUGGUAGGAAACGGUGUUGAGAAGCACCUUUCAAAUGACCACAAUGGCUGAAAACAGAAUGAAUCAAGAAUAUUAUCUGGAUGGUUUGUGUGACAGACAAGAGCACAGUGCUUUGAUUCUAUGGCCUAUUCUUUUGGUGCUUACAUUGGGAUCUGAAUCAUGUCCUGGUGAAGGGGGGAAGAGGCGAGCACCAAGCUAGGAUCUGGUUUGUCAAAUCAGAUGCUUUGGUCAAGAAAAAGUUGUUUUAAAAAAAGAAAAUAUAGGAAAAGUUAGUUUUGGCAGGUUCACACGAUAACCUGUGCGCCAAGGUCCAGGUGGGGGUUUCUGUCUUUCCUGGCAUCAGGAAAGGCUGUAUCCUCCCUCCUGGAAGGGAUCACUGACUGGGCUGGUGGGGCCUAUGGCGAUGGCUGCUUUUCCUUUAGCACCGUCCCCAACAGAUGGGACAGGAGUCAUCCUUUUCCUCCUGGUGAGACAUUUUUGCCACUCAGAGAGUAAAUGAUGUAGCUUAUGCUUGACUCUUGGUUUGUUUUUGAUAAUUGGAAUUUUGUAUUGAAGAGGUUUCUUUUUGUCAGCUCCCACUGGGCCACUUUUAGAGGGGUCUCGGAUGCCUUCUGGCCUGUAAGUUUAUGAACCACCAGCCUCAGGAGUCCCUGUUUGUUGUCUGUUGUUUGCUUGCUUUCUAAUUACUUUGGCCCCAAGUUUCUAGAUGAUUGCUAUGUGAAAUCUGAAAAGGGGCAAUCCUGAAGGGUGUAAUUGGUGAUGAGCUUGCUGAGUGCCUUCACCAGAAGCAGUCAAGUCUACAGUUGAGUUUUUCUCAAAUCUUUGUAACAAAUGUGGAUAAUUUUACACUGCAAAGAUAUUGUGGUGGUUGUCUUUAUGAUUAGAGUAACUGACUCCUUGAACAUAUAAUUGAACUCCAAAAUGAAUUAGGCCUCCAUUCAGGUUUAAUGAAAUUUCCAGUAUUGCUGAAAUUUGCGUAUGUUUCUUUUCCUUUCCAAUGCAAAAUCUGCUGGUGAGGGGAAAUGACUGGUUUUAUUAAGGUUUAUAAAUUAAUAAAUGGGAUAUUUAAUUAUUUACAUAAAUUUACAGUAAGUACAUACACUGGAAUGAGUGAGACAAUCAUAUUAGACCAAAUCAUCAAAUCAAGACAAAGACAUACUUUUGAGACUUGACAGUUCAGAGCUGACUGAUCCCUUGAAGGCUGGUUUUCUAGCCACUUAUUGCCCUGGUCUGCUACCCUCCUCCUGCCUCCCACGUUCACAUUUGCAGCUGUUCCCCUCACACUCCUCACCUUUGGGGUUUGUGGUAACGAGUUCAGUUUACCCACUUGUGGUGUGGUCUGGCCUGCAACACUAACCCAACUCCUUCAUUUUACAGAAGGGGAAACUGAGGCUCAGAGGGCAUUUUUAAAUAGUGUUUUGAUCACUGUAUUGAGACUUCAUGUAGAAUUUUUAAACACUGUAUUUUAAGUCAUUCAUUGUAGGGAAAAUCGAAUUCCUAUUACAAAGGAGAGAAGCCAGAAUAUGUUCCGGUAAAGCAGCACUGGGAUUUCUGAAUUUUGCUGUGUAUUUGGCAUACAUAGUGCAAUAGGCCCUUUAUUAUUGCUGGGACGUAACCAGACCUGAUUUGUUAAGGGUCAAACAGCCUUAAGGGCAGAGAAUGUUAAAUUAUUAAAGGAUCUGAAAAUUGUGAAUUCUUUUUUUUAAAUCGUCACCUAUUUUCAAGACAAAUGCUGUAGACUGUUCCGUGGGAAUGAUACUGUAUAUUCUUUGAUGGCAUUUACCAAAAAUAAAUGGUCUCCAGGGAA
This is a messenger RNA of Miniopterus natalensis, 3648 nucleotides long. It is a transcript of the gene SLC35E1, whose product is annotated as solute carrier family 35 member E1. The record is from RefSeq and is a predicted model, not a curated record. NCBI's taxonomy places the organism in Eukaryota, Metazoa, Chordata, Mammalia, Chiroptera, Miniopteridae.